Molecule: messenger RNA, 2969 nt
Organism: Mya arenaria
Lineage: Eukaryota; Metazoa; Mollusca; Bivalvia; Myida; Myidae
Exons: 2
Coding region: 161-2674 (837 amino acids)
Source: RefSeq, a predicted model, not a curated record
UUGUUUAAGUGUCAACUAUUUCCAAGAGGAAGUUAUCUCAGUAUUGAUAAAUUGUUCAAAUGCAGAUGUUUUCAAUGUGUAGAUAUCUGAUAGAAAGUGAAGGAAAAUUAAGCCCGUAUUAUUUAUUUCUUAUUGACAACUCGUCGUAUCUGAACUCGCCAUGAGUAGCAUGGAUACGAAUAAAGCGUGUGUGGCUGUUCUUAUUUUGCUGAUUGGUGGAAUAAAGGCCUACAUUUACAAAGACAACGUUAGAACGAAUACAAUUACACAUUCAGCUCACGAAACAGUCUCUUUUGCCACAAUACAAAUAGCGGAUAAUAAUGUUGAUGUAUUGCAGCGUAAAGAAACAAAUCCAAAGAUUCGGUCAAACGGUCGUGUGAGAAAAUCAUGGAUAUGGAACAACACCGAAACAGCUAAAACAAAUGGCGUACAGAAAGCAAAUACACAUGGUUUUGAUAUGUAUGUACCCAAAACAGCAAAGUGUAAUAUUUCGGUAACUCGAAGGUCAGUAAACAGAUUUCGGCAUCUGGUAUACAGAGAACAAAGUAAUUACGUUUAUCUGAAACUGAUACCGGCUUUGGAAUCAGGCAUAACGUUAACGAAAGGGAAAUGGAUAAUUUCUGAGAACAUUUGGAUAUGGACAUUUUGGGGCAAGGAAGGCGCAGUGGAGUUUCUGAAAUGGCCAAGAGAAUUUGGCGUAUGGUCGAUGGGUUUAUUGUAUGAAUAUGUCUAUAGAGAGCCUAUAGAAAUAACAUUGAAAAGGGAUCAUGGCAAUUGCUCAAAUUUGGAAGUUGGAAAUAAGAACGAUGACCAAAUAAUUGCCGACGCUUUGCUUAAUUUAUCAUUAGAAAUGAUGUCCUUAAACAAAGACAAGUAUGGACCAAGUUACUUUUGCUAUGCAAAGAGGAAGAUAAUUGAGCCGUAUAUACUAUGCAAACACAUUGUGUGUCCGAUCGAGGGUGUGACACACUCAUGCUGCAAUUACGUCUACAAUCAAUCAAAAGGAGGAAGAGUCAUGCAAUGCAAAGAAGUCGAAUUUGAUUAUGACGAUACGUGGUGGAUAUAUCCAAGUGUAGUCUCAAUAGUUUUGUUCAUAUACUCUCCUAUUUUCUUUAUGUUUGUUUUGUACAAAUGUUCGGAACGGAAAACGGGGCGUAUUCGGUUGAGCGUAUUACAAGAACUAGUAGGAAACAUAAAUACAGAACCAGAUGACUCAGAAACGCAUGAACACGAUCCAGAAGAAUGCAUUUUAUUUGAAGAUGUUAAGCACGUCACGUUGCAAAACACUAUAUGCAUGCCAUUUACUGCUUUUAAGAGCGACUCGGUUUGCCUCACUAACUGCUUCAAUUGCCUAGUAAAACUAAUAACUCCAGUAUUAAGCCUAUUCGUCAUUGGCAUGCAAAUAUUUGUAGAUUAUAAUUUGUUAUAUGGUUUUGUAAUUGACUGCGUUGACUCGGGUGUACCGAUGGGGUUUCGCUCAAUACUGACUGGCUACAGAAAAAGUAAGCACAAUUUUUUACCAUAUGUCGGCGGCCCUUAUGUAGCUUUAUCGUGCUAUGUUGGCGUAACAUGGGUCAUGGUCGUGUCUACAAGCUCUAUAUCAAGGCUUUUGUGUAAUGCCGUUGCAGAAAAGAGAUUGGAAAACCAUGAACUCGAAUCAUCGCCACUUUUUCUUUCAUUGCGAAACGUCAGUAUCUUUGGUACCGUUACCAUAGAGGGAAGCAAAGGCUUCCGGAGACUUUACAAUCUCUUCCUUGGUCAGUUUUAUAUGAUUUUGAAUAGUAAGUUUUGGAAACAUAUUUUUCAUAUUCAAACGAGCAGGUGGUAUAAAUGUACUAGAAAAAUUAUGCUUUUCCCCUUGUUUCCUCUUUAUUUGGUGUUUUGUGCGUUAGAAAUUUUGUUGUCAUUAUUUUUUUAUGGAAUGCCUAUGGUUUCCUUUGGGUACAUAGUGAUCAAGGCAUACUGCCUGCAUUUCGGUCGCGGACUUAAGCGCACAUGUGGCAACAGUAUCUGCAUGAAUAUAUUCACAAUAUGCAUUAUUUUCGCAGUCCUGUAUUUUCUUCUAAUGUUUGCAACUAUAUUUUCGGACGCAACAACACUCUUUACACGCGUAAUUUUUUUCACGUUCACUGGACUAAUAGUAUUUCCAAAAACAGCGUAUGGGUAUAUCAUAUUUUGCUUCACCGUUUUCUACUAUCUUUGGGAAAGCUUCAAUGAUUUCUCUCUGCUGUAUACACGACUUUUUAAGGACAUAAUCAGGUUAACUAAGUCUAUACAGCGGGCAAAUGCCAACAAUAACAAAAAAGUACUUUUCAAGCAUAAUCAAAAAUGGGGAAUAAGAGAGUCCCUUUUCGAACUAGUAAUAGAAAACCACUGCCCUCGCAGAAAGUUAUUGUUUACAACGCUUCUCCGAGCGUUCGUUGUUCUCGGCUUACUUGGUAUUUGCAUUAACAUGCUUCUGAAAACGGACAAUUUCCGAGAACUUCAUGUCAUAAUGCACGUUGGUACGGCUUUGUUUAUCUGCGCUUUACCGCAGAUAGUGAAACGUGUUUGCAACAAAGGAGACAGCUAUAGCGUCAUAACUCAUCACAAAAAAGCGUUAGUCGUCACAAUAAAGUCGUACCUUGGGUACUUCGAUGAAGAUUAUGAUACUGAUAGUGGUGGUUCAGUAUGAACUUUGCAUUAUCUUUUUGUGUUUCUGUUAUUUGCAGUUAAUAUUUGACUCUGUAUUUUAUGAUGCAUUUUGCGAUUUUCGAUUGGUGUAGAUUAGUGUUUGAGUGAUAAUGUUUAUGGGUGUAAUGUAAAUAAUAAGUGUUAAUCUCUUUAUUUUGGCAUUUUCUUACUCUUCUAUUCCUGGUUUUUAAUUUGAUUCAAUCUUAUCUACAAUAUUUUAGCAUACUUCUGUAAUUUUAGUUAUUGUACAUAAAGAUAAGUUUUUUACAAUGUUAUGUAUGUCAUUAAAAUAUCAU